Messenger RNA from Copidosoma floridanum, 3525 nucleotides. Its product is annotated as ankyrin-1-like. The record is from RefSeq and is a predicted model, not a curated record. NCBI's taxonomy places the organism in Eukaryota, Metazoa, Arthropoda, Insecta, Hymenoptera, Encyrtidae.
AUGGGAAAAGAUUUUUUGAGGCCGAUUUACCAGGCCGGUCCUCCACCGAUUGACCUUGGCUGGGGUGUCCACAGCGGCAUCUCCGAUCGCCGGGAUCUUUUCUCUAUCCUUGUCGGCACUGGUUGUAAAAUUCUUAUUAGGUACUACUCAUGUGCAUCUGUUAUGAUAAAAAUGGCAUCUGUAGACAAAAAUUUACUUAAAUUGUCACAAGCGUUUCAGUACAUAAGUUCGAGCGAUUCGACAAAUAAAGUCCUAGCCAUUCUAAACAGUGAUUUUGAUGUUAAUUUUGCAAUGCCAGUUGAUGAGCAAACUCAGUAUUACAAAACCAAACAAAAGCUGCGAGGCUGUACUGCUUUACACUUUGCUGCUAAGAACCGUUUUGGUGAAAAAUAUAUAGAAGUUUUACUAAAAAGAGGUGCCGAUUUCAACCACAAAAAUCAUGAUGGCCUCACUCCAUUGCGCUUAAUUUUUGGGAAACUCGAAAAACACGGUUUUUAUAAGGUCUUUGUAUCAGACUACAUGUCUAUGAUCAACCGAUUACUACUUGCUCAUCUUGAGUAUAACAAUACAGUAAAUCCGUACUGCAACAAUGGCAUAUCUCAUUUCCACAUAGCUUGUACUGUAAGUAAUCUGAAGGUUGCAAAAUUUUAUUUAGAAGCUGGAGUUUCAGCCAAUGAAGCUAUCUAUAACAGUUCAAAAAUUUUACCUGGCUACUCACCUUUGCACAUUGCCAUAAGAAAUCGAGACAAAGACAUGGUUCACUUGCUUUUAGAAUACGGCGCAGAUUACAACUGUUUGGAUUCUAAUGGUAUGAGUCCAUUACAUUGUCUCAGUGACAAGUCUUGUAAUGAAGAUUUGCUUCUGAAGAUUGGCAAACAGCGUAAAAACAAAACAGUGAAAAAUGAGGGCAUACUAGACCUAAUAUCAAAACCCAGUACAGACAAUUUCAACCCCUUGGAUCAUAUGGGCUUGACUCAAUUGCACAUAGAGUGCAUAAAAAGACAAAACGCUGAUACACUGGAUGAUCUAGAGGAAUUGUUAAAAGGCAAUGUGGAUGUAAAUGCUGCUGUGAACUUUGAUGCGCCCAUUUGGUCAGGCUACACUGCAUUGCACUUUGCUGUUGACUGCAGUACGCGAAUGGUGAUGUUGCUUUUGAAAUAUGGUGCAGAUCUCAUGUGUAAGGACGCAAAGGAAAUGACCCCUUUAGAUUUGUGUCUCAAUAUAUACGAGCCCAGUGACAUAAGCUGCAUUUUGAAGAAUUACAGUACCAUGGAUACUGUUCGAUUUCAGAAUGGUGCCAGCUUGGUCGAAAUCUUGCGUGCAUUCAAAUCAGCCAAUACAUUGCGUGAUUAUUUAAAAAUCAUCGAUGUUAACACCGCACUUCCACCAAACUCACCCAUAUGGCCGGGCUAUACGUUAUUGCAUCUGGCUGUUGUUUUGUCACGAGAUAGUAAUAACAGCAAGGUCAAAUUAUGUUUGAAGUUUGGAGCAGACGUCACAAUUAAAAAUGCUAAUAACAUGACGGCCCUCCAUUUGGCUUUUCAAAUGAAAAAGAAAGAUUGCAUCAAAGUAAUGUUAGAUGCUCAUGCAAAAAAAUCAGCUAAUCCAAUAGACAACAACAAUGUAUCCCAUUUCCACAUAGCUUGUGCAGCUGCAAACAUUAAAGCAGUAAACAAGUUUUUAGCUGAUGGUAUCAAUCCUGACACACCUUUGCAACCUUACAUUCGAGAUUUUUUGAAGACAUAUUUCUACCAGGAAUACACGGAUACUAUAAAAGUUGGUCUGACACCCCUCCAAAAUACAAUGUACAAUUCGUUGUCGAAAAACUGUCAAAAUUUAGUAAAGCUGCUCAUAGAAUUCAAAGCUGAUCCACAUGCAGUAGAUGCUGAUGGUUUUACAUGGAUACAAAGAUCAUUUUUUUGUACAAAAUCCUUCUCCCCGGCUACUUAUUACAGAUCAUUAUGGGCACACCCUGAUGCACUGAAAUCAAAUCCUGUAGGUCCAGGCGGACUGUCCCACCUACAUGUAGCUUGUUUCUUGGGCAGCAAAGCAGCAGUCAAAGCUUUGUUGCCGUUGACGAAAAAUAUCAACGAACCAAUAAGCCGUGAGAUACUGAAGUAUGUUAAAUGUCUUCCCACUUUCACUUAUCCCAUAAGCGUAGGAGACACUCCACUACAUUUGGCCGUGAAAGGUAGGAUGAUGGAAAACGUUACGUUGCUUUUGGAAAAUGGUGCAAAAAUCGUAAAAAACGCAGAUGGCUUUACUCCGAUACAUGUUGCAUUGAUCCGUUUUCGUUUUGAUUCACCAACGAUAUUGAGACAAUUGUUGAAAAAAUUUAUCAAAAGCAACAAUCCAGACAAAGUAGGAAUGACUCCGUUACACGUUGCCUGUGCCUUACAAGACAUAUCUUUGACCAAAAAGUUGCUCAUCAAUGGAGGCGAUUUAAAUAGCCGGAUUGAUUCUAAUUCUCCAGUAUUCCCCGACUACACUGCCUUGGAAAUCUUAAUGGAUAAAUUUGCUUCUGAAAACAAAGACGAUUUUCUACGAGUACUUGUCUCUCACAUCCUCAAAAACGUGGAGGAUUCAAAUUCAAGAGAUCAGGAGUUACACGCAAUGCCUAAACGUCGAAGAAAAUGCACGUUGAAAAACGAUAAACAGCCCAUCAACUCGAAAGCAGUUCUAUUUGCUUUUCACUACAGUUGUGCAAGUAGUAAUUCCCAAGCUGUUGAAACGUUCAUAAAGUACGGUGUUAAUGUCAACGCUCCCAGGAAUUAUAUUGUAGAUUCUGAUGCUGGUUACACUCCGUUACAUUUUGCUGUUAAAUAUGGAAGUGAAAACGUCAUUCAAGUACUACUGAAACACGGUGCUGACGUUACUUUAGAAGACUCUCAUGGAAACUCUCCUCUACACCUAGCUGCCAAAUGUUCCCCGGAUAGACUUGAAAUAUUCCUGAGAACGUGUAAAGCUGACUUUGGAAUGAAAAAUGCUUUUGGCCGAACCCUAUUGGAUUUACUGCAAGAUAAUAAGCAAGCUCAAAGUAAUAACUUUUUAAGCCUACUUAAAAAUGACUCGGCAAGCAAUAUAGACCUGCCGACAAAGAUGAGGCUUGUGAAAAAUUUAAUUCGACGAUUUUCCGGCCAAGAUUUUCAAUCGCUAAUUGAGCACAUACCAAACAUAAGCGAUAUAGAUACUGAUAGUCGUAACAUUUUCCACAAUCUCGUUUUGUUUGCUAAUGCUUUAACUAUAAGCUUUGACGAAUACGUUAAGAACCUUGAAUUGCUCUUAAAAAACGGUUGUGAGCUUGAGGGUCGUGACAAUAGUGGGAAAACACCUCUUCAUUUGGCAGUGUUUUCAAAAAAUUCGGAAUGUAUCGGAGCAUUCCUUUCAAUCGGAGCAGAUGUAAAUGUCUAUGAUUUUAGUGGAAAAACAGCAUACCAGAGCUGUUGCGAUCUUUCCACGUUCGAUGCAAUAAACGAGCACGUUUGUAAAAUAUACCAUGCUGGUUUAUACCUCAAUUGUCAGUAA